AUGAGGGGAGUGUUCAAACUCGGCGAAAUCUCGUCUUUAGUAGCAUCUUCUUCGAGGAGCAUUGAUUGAUCGUUCAAUCAUCUGUUUUCCUUCCUCUGUUGGCAGUUUCCUACCCACGACGGAGUUACCCGCUCUGCUUUAUAUCGCGCCCAUGGUGAGAAAACUUGCAUCCAUCACAGAAACCACAGUGAUUUUUGUAAUCCUUGCAUGCAUCGGGAGUGAUUUCGGUGACUGUGAUGGUGCACACGUUGGCCGAUGGCUUUGGCUAGGCUUCUCGUUUUCUCUACCGAGUAGUAUUCCCUACUCCGUUGUGUCGCUGGAAUUGGUAAAUGGCUUUCGACGAUUUGCUUCAGGUAUUGUGACAAAGAGAUUCUUUAAUAAUGGUUUCUUAGCUGAUGACUGGAGCUUGCAACGAUGCGCUUGCUGUGAAUUUAGGCGUCAACUUGGAACUUUGCGCAGGGUCACCAUCUUCUCAGAACUAUCUAGGGUCGGUAGUGACGCGCCGUCUUUUUCUGAAACUCUUUUUAACGCGGAAAGACACUCUCCUGAAUGGUGUAACCGGUACAUUUUUUACUCAGGUUCGUAGUAGGAUGAGAAGAUACUUCCACCUUUGGUCGUGAUAACGUGUGAAGAUGGAAGACUUUAGGCCCAAAGACACGCUAAGACCUGCUAGAUUAUAGCACAAUGUCCACUGGAAAAAUCCCGGCCACUGGACACGCAUCAAAAUUCCAAUCACAGAGAAAUAUUUCG
This is a messenger RNA of Trichoderma asperellum CBS 433.97, 750 nucleotides long. Lineage: Eukaryota; Fungi; Ascomycota; Sordariomycetes; Hypocreales; Hypocreaceae. The record is from RefSeq and is a predicted model, not a curated record.